Molecule: messenger RNA, 2056 nt
Organism: Neolamprologus brichardi
Lineage: Eukaryota; Metazoa; Chordata; Actinopteri; Cichliformes; Cichlidae
Cellular component (GO): nucleus
Source: RefSeq, a predicted model, not a curated record
ACAUGACUCCUACGUUUUCCACAGUGUCUAUAAACCAGCUCUGUAAGCUUGUCCCGACCCAACAACCAUUAACGUUAUCAGUGAUGAUUCGCGCACGUGACUCGCUCUUUGUUACAGACUCCACCUCUUUCGCGUGAACGCGCUUUAAGCCGAAUUAGAAAAUCCAGGGUUAACAAAGCUCGCUGAUAGACAGCUCAAUGACACCGUUUACCUUUGCCCGCUUCUGGUUUUUUCGAGGCUAACUGAUGAUGGGACUCGUGCCGUAACUAACCGUGGCAUCGAUCAAGCUCGGCUUUACUCCGUCUCGCGACCGCGGGUUACGAUUUGAUUACUAAAUCUAGCAUUGAAACAUCUCGGAUAACUGCGCGUCCCCGCUCCUCCACGAAGGGAAGAUCAGUCGAACGCAGAAACCCGGAUCGAAAUCCAUGAACGCAGACGGAGAUUUUCAGAUAAUGAGGAAACAGGAGAGGGCGCAUUUUUUCAGCUCCAAAGAGCAGGAGCUCAUUCUGAAGUUGUAUGAAGAGGAGAGAGAGAUACUAACAGCUAAGUCCAACACCACCAGUGCCUCGAAACUCAGAGAGGAAGCCUGGCAGAGAAUUGCUGAUAAAAUAAACGCGGUCUCAGACAGUGGCUACAAAAGGACAUGGCAGCAAGUAAAAGUCAAACACAAGAACAUUGUGCAAACAGCAAAAAGGAAAAGGGUUGCAAUGAUGAGAAACGAGGGCGGCUCGGCGACCCCGUCUCUGAACUCGGGUGAGGACGACGUGCCGCAUCACAAAGACAACGGGCUGAGGGUGGAGGUUCUCCCUGGAGGCGCCUGUAUUGACCCAGCCGCUGUGUCUGACAGCUCUUUCAUGAGCGUGUCGGGCCACCCUGUCCUCCUGCUGCCCAUAACAAAGACUGAACCCGAGAGCCUCAGCAGCGACGAGACGGACAUUAGUGACACUCAGUUUGAGGGGGACGUUCUCGGCAGCAGCUUGCAGGAGGGCGCCAACGCAGCUGGCGCCACAGCUGGUGGCAGAAGCGGAGAGAAGCAGACGGAAAACCUCAGGUCUCUCUACUGCUCCUACCUCAAGAAGGAGAUCGAGAACCGGGACCAGGAGAUGGCUUAUAGAGCACUUAAAAUGAGGAAGCUGGAGAAAGAAAUCUUAUUACUUGACAAGCAGCUGAUGUGAUUGCAAGGAAAAAACAAAAGUACUUUUAUCCUUUUAUGUGGAAAAACAAGAAUUUGUUGAAAUGACAUGUUGCCUUUUACCCCGGCACGCUCACAGAGGUGUGUUUAGGUUGUAGUUGGCUGCAGCUGUAGGCAGCAUAAUCUCUUACAUGCUGGUCAAGGUUGUAAUGAUGCAUGUCACUACCGGUUUUUUUUUGCAAUAUUGCAUCACACAAAUUAUGCAACGGUGCUGAUGCUGCCGUACACCGAUUCUCAGACCACGAGAGUGUUUAAAGCGCACUGAUGGAAGGCAGCAUGGCUGCUUGAGGGUUCACAGUAGCACGUAAGUGGAGCCUGUGAGAGCACCAUGUUCACUGUACUCUACCACAGCAGGUUUAAACGAACGAAUGCAACAACAGAUGGCUUUAAUGUCAGAAGAGAUUUUUUAGGACCUUUUAUAUGUAUUUGUGACAACUGGUCCAAAUCUUAUGCUUAAAAUUUUAAAUUGAAAUUCUCAAGCUCCUUGGAAAACGUCCUGAGGUCCAGGAAAGAUGUGACAGAGAGUUCUUGCUGAUCCACUUUUAUUAACCUUUCUCUGAAGUCACAUUAAUGGAUGCCGUUGCUAAGCAGAUGCAGCUAAUGUUCCACCAGAACCCUCGCUCUGUUUUUGAUGAUUUUAUUCCAGCUAGUUAUGGUUAUUUAUAGAGAUACUUCAUUAAACCACACAGUGUCUCACACAAGGAGACAUCUUCAUGACGUGACAGAUUUGUAACAGUUCAUCAUUUCCUUGCGUUGCCUAAACGAAGCUCAGCGCGGGAGAUUAUGUGAUGACUUGCGUCAUUUCUCAGUCAUGUUGGUUUUUUAAUACAGGACGCUCCAGCCUAUCCUCUGCUAAAGGAUAGG